AUGGAGAUCCCAAAAUCCGGCGGCAAGCGGACGAGCCAAGGGCGGCAGAAGAUCGCGAUCGCGAAAAUCGAGGACAAGAACCGCCGCCAGGUCACCUUCUCCAAGCGGCGGCCGGGAAUCUUCCGCAAGGCGAGCGAGCUCUGCGUCCUCACCGGCGCCGAGGUCGCCGUCGUCGUCCACUCCGAGGGGAAGCGCGUCUUCACAUUCGGCCACCCCGCAGCCGACUCCGUCAUCGACCGAUUCCUCUCCGGCGGCGGCGCCGCCGACGCCGGAGAGUCCCGCCCGCCGCGCGAAAUGGAGGCGCGGUACGCGGGCCUGUGCGCGGAGCUCGAGGCUGAGAGGCGGCGGCAGGAGGCGAUCGGGGCUGAGGCGGCAGCGGGGGGCGGCGAGUUCUGGUGGGACGCGGCGGUGGACGGGAUGGGGGUGGAGGAUAUGGAGCAGUACGCGGCGGCGCUGGAGGAGCUGACGAGGAAGGCCGCGGCGAGGGCAGACGAUCUCAUGAACGCGCGCGUGGCGGCCGGCGGGGGAGCCGCCGUCGGGGAUGCGGCGGAUCUGGCGGGCAGGGGGCAGUGGGGCGGCGGGUUUGGGAGCGAGGACGGCGUUUACCCGUACGGUUUUGGGCAGGGGCAGAUAGAUUGA
This is a messenger RNA of Striga hermonthica, 639 nucleotides long. The record is from the annotation of a GenBank genome assembly. NCBI's taxonomy places the organism in Eukaryota, Viridiplantae, Streptophyta, Magnoliopsida, Lamiales, Orobanchaceae.